This is a messenger RNA of Salvia hispanica, 622 nucleotides long. Its product is annotated as succinate dehydrogenase subunit 7A, mitochondrial-like. The record is from RefSeq and is a predicted model, not a curated record. NCBI's taxonomy places the organism in Eukaryota, Viridiplantae, Streptophyta, Magnoliopsida, Lamiales, Lamiaceae. Gene Ontology annotation, cellular component: respiratory chain complex II (succinate dehydrogenase).
UAUUUCGAAAAUAAAAAGAAGAAAGCUUCCUACAUCAAUAUACUGUGCACAAAUCUCAGCAAACUGCCUCUUCUAUCUGAACCCUUGUAGAGGAAAAUAAGUGAAAAACAUGGCGUUUUUACUCAACAAAACCGCUCUCUCCGCCCUCCGGUUCAAUUCCCAGAAAUCAAAUGAUUCGAUGGCGCUCUCAAGGCGUGGAUUUCAUGUGGAGCCAGGGACUCGCGAGAAGGCGCUCUUGGCAGAGGACUCUUCUCUAAAACGCUUCAAAUCACAUAAGCAAGGAGUACGGCGACUCAAAGUUGUAGGAGAUAUUCUCACCAUUGUAGUUGUAGCUGGAUGCUGCUAUGAGAUCUAUGAUAGAGCAGUUAGGCGAGAGGAAGCUCGUAAGAAGGCGACUUAAGAGUGUGCGCCUGCCCGAUCAGUCAGUUUGAUAUUUUUGCUCAAGCAACUUGUUCGAACUCUAUUACUUGUUUGAAAUAAAUGCAAAAAAACUCGGUUGUGCUUUUUAGCUACAAGAUUGCAAGUUGAAGAUUUUCUGUAUCGUAUUGUAUUGUACAGAUCUACAAUUUAUUGCAUUAACUUGCUUAAUAUCACAAACUAUAGUAUUCCAUUUUGUGUUGAA